GGAUCACGUGGUGCAGAUCCCCUCACCCCGGACGGCAACGGUAGCGGCGGGUCGGGGAUGAUGAUGAUGAUGGCGGUGGCGCGAUGGGCGAGCGGAGCGGCUAGGAGGCCGUUCAACCAUCCGGCCCAGGCGUUCCCUGUGGCAGCGUCCAGUCGCCGAGGGUCCUCUGCAUUUGUCACCCAACAAUCAAUUCCUCCUCCAGCCAUGUACGGAGGCCGGCACACUGUCACGAUGAUCCCGGGUGACGGAAUUGGCCCUGAACUGAUGCGGCACGUCCGAGAUGUGUUCAGGUGUGCCUGUGUACCCGUCGACUUCGAGGUGGUUGACGUCCAUCCUUCGCUCGACAACAAAGCCGGCAUCGAGGGUGUGAUGACUGCCAUUCGGAGGAACCGCGUUGCACUAAAGGGAAAUAUUGAAACCAACCACAACAUGCCCCCAUCGCACAAGUCCAGUAACAACCUACUGCGGACCAGCCUGGACCUUUACGCCAACGUGAUCCACUGCCAGAGCCUGCCCGGCAUCCAGACCAGGCACCAGGGCAUCGACAUCCUCAUCAUCCGGGAGAACACCGAGGGGGAAUACAGCAACCUGGAGCACGAGAGCGUGACUGGAGUGGUGGAGAGCCUGAAGAUCAUCACCGAGCAUAAUUCGAGACGCAUCGCGGAGUACGCAUUCGAGCUGGCCCGGUCCAAGGGGAGGAAGAAGGUUACAGCUGUGCACAAGGCCAAUAUCAUGAAGCUCGCCGAUGGCCUCUUCCUGCAGUGCUGCAAAGAGGUGGCCGAGCGCUACCCCGACAUUACCUUUGACAGCAUGAUCGUAGACAACACCACCAUGCAGCUGGUCUCGAAGCCGCAGCAGUUCGACGUCAUGGUGAUGCCCAACCUCUACGGCAACGUGGUGAGCAACGUCUGCGCCGGCCUUGUCGGGGGACCCGGGCUAGCGCCGGGCGCCAACUACGGCAAGGAUUACGCGGUGUUUGAAACGGGCACCAGAAACACUGGGAAGAGCAUCGCCAACAAGAACAUCGCGAAUCCCACCGCCAUGCUGCUGGCCGGCUGCCUAAUGCUCGACCACCUCAAGCUGCAUAACUUUGCAACUUUGAUCCGGAAUGCUGUUCUGAUCACCAUGAACGAACACAGAUUACACACUCCUGAUAUCGGGGGAAUGGGGACCACAAUGGAGGUUGUCCAGGCCAUAACCCAGCUUAUCCAGAAUGGAGGAAGCAGACCAACGCUGGCAUAAAACCGGGAGAGGAGGAGAGAGGGGCCACCUAGGGUCACUAUCCCGCCGUCUCCUCUCCCGACAACGUGCAAGACGUUUCUCCCUGGCUGCUGUGUCCCGGCGCGUUCCUCGUUCACCGCGGAGAGGGUGGGGAGGGAGGGCUGCUGGGGC
Molecule: messenger RNA, 1392 nt
Organism: Carcharodon carcharias (great white shark)
Lineage: Eukaryota; Metazoa; Chordata; Chondrichthyes; Lamniformes; Lamnidae
Gene: idh3g
Product: isocitrate dehydrogenase (NAD(+)) 3 non-catalytic subunit gamma
Exons: 14
Coding region: 58-1242 (394 amino acids)
Biological process (GO): tricarboxylic acid cycle; isocitrate metabolic process
Cellular component (GO): mitochondrion
Molecular function (GO): oxidoreductase activity, acting on the CH-OH group of donors, NAD or NADP as acceptor; NAD binding; magnesium ion binding
Source: RefSeq, a predicted model, not a curated record